This is a messenger RNA of Pungitius pungitius (ninespine stickleback), 2330 nucleotides long. RefSeq lists its product as uncharacterized. The record is from RefSeq and is a predicted model, not a curated record. Gene Ontology annotation, cellular component: plasma membrane. The transcript has 8 exons. Lineage: Eukaryota; Metazoa; Chordata; Actinopteri; Perciformes; Gasterosteidae. Bases 100 to 966 code for a protein of 288 amino acids.
UGACAGCAAGAAUGCGUCCUGCAAGCUAACACACGUCUGCAGAUAACAAAACGUCCAACAGGCUUUCAUUGCAGUCUGAGAGAGAUCUGCUGAGGGGAGAUGAGAGGAUACAGAGCCAUAAAGUACACUUUAUUCAUCUGCUGCCACGUCUUCUGGGUUGUGAGCGCCGUGCUCGCAGCAGUCGGGAUCUACGCCAAAAUUGCAAAGGAGAAAGAUGUGGUUGACACCCUGAUGUUGGAUCCAGCUCUGCUCCUGAUCGUCGUUGGUUCAGCGAUGUUUCUCAUCACGUUCCUCGGAUGUUUCGGGGCCCUGCGUAACGCCACCUGCCUGCUGAAGACGUUUCUGGGGAUCCUGACGGCCAUCCUCCUGCUUCAGAUUGCUGCUGGGGUUGUGGGAUACCUCUUCACUGACACGGUGAUGGAGAGGACAGAGAUGCUGAUGAUGAAGGCCAUCGUCCGCUACAGGGAGGACCAGGACCUGGAGAACGCCAUCGACUUUAUCCAGAAGAAGUUUCAGUGCUGCGGGGUUGAGAGCUAUAAGGACUGGUCCCGUAAUGUCUACUUUGAAUGCACAGAGACAAACCCCAGCCUGGAAGCCUGCGGAGUUCCCUUCUCCUGCUGCAUUAACUUGCAGAACCAGACGGUGGUGAACACCAUGUGUGGUUAUGGCAUGCAGCCGCUGCAGGAGAAAGCGGCCGGCCUGAACGUCUUCACCAUGGGCUGCCUGGAGAAGAUAGUCUGGUGGGCAAAACACAACCUGCUGCUGGUGGCCGGUCUGACCGGCGGCCUUCUGCUGCUCGAGGUCUGCAUGAUCUGCUUGGCUGCAGCCCAAAUCUCCAGGAUAAAGAAAGUACAUCAGCUUAAGAACGCAAAAGCAACGAGAAGCCGGUUGGAAAGGAAGGACAGCUCCUGGUAUCCUGCUUUUGCAGACUUCGAUGAAAGUGAUCAUGGAGAUGGAGAGAAAUAAUGUCUGACAGAUUUAUCUAUUAAGGGACUUUUGUUCGUUCUAGGUCAAAAUGACAGCACCUGGGUGUUUAUCAAACUAUGCGAGACAUGCUCUGUUUACUGUGAACUUCUAGUUUGACAUACUUGCGAGAGGAACAGGUUAAUUUUCUUGCACUGUAACGUCUGAAACAGAACCCAGAAAUGUUGUCGGUGGAAUGGCAUUUAUUAAAAUUAGAUAACAUUUCUGGAGUUUCAGGCAGGUUUGUAUGAAAGAGUUGCCAUAAUUCAUAAGUAUCCCAACAGAAUGUUUUUUAUAUUACCAAAGUAAUUAUGAACAAGUGAAGUAGGGAAAAUCACAUGUGCUCCACCCAAGUCUGGAGUAAAAUUAAAGGAUUGAACUACUCCCAAUUAUUAAAGUACUUUCAUCAGACAAUUGUAAAUAAAUGAAAGACAUAUGACCAUUACUAUAUAUGUAUAUGUAUGUAUACAUAUAUAUAUUGUAAUAUAUUAAUAAUUAGUAUAUUAACAAAAUAUAUAUUUAUAUAAAGGUAAAUUAAUCUAUUUAUUUAACUUUUAAGUUAAAAGUUAGGUAAAAAAACAGACAAAGCUGCAACCAGAAUUAAAAUAAAUAAAAUCCUGUACAAAUUUUGUUUUGAAGCUACACUUACGUCUAUCAGUGUAAUAUUCUGAUGUUUUUAGAGGGUGCAAGAUUAUUCACACCCGUCAUGACACAUGGAUUUUAAGUCCACUCAAAACAUGGCUCCAUUUUACAAUGUUGAGUUUAAAGCUCCAGAACAAGAACCAGCCUCUUUUAUCCCAUAAUAAUAACGUAGACAAAACGUCAUACUGGUUUUAAAGUUAAAACAAAGUGACCAAAGCUUUCUAUGAAUGUCCUUGAGUAGAGAGUGUGCGAAGCCAGGGAACUCUCGGUAAACCGGAUCAAUCCCUGUUGUUUCUCCCUCACUGGUAGUCUUCAUUGUGACUUUAAUCUGUGGUGGAGGAUUAGCCGGUGAAACACCUGUGGCUGCACGACGUCACAAAGAUUCGGUCCUGUAGGCCCCCACGUUGGCUCUAUUGGAUUACAGUGCUCUGCCAUUGCAUUAGAAUUAGCAGUUAGCGGCAUAGUGACAAUGUCCUUCUCUGCCUGGGUCUCCUCCGUACAUUUGUGCUUAAGGUGGUAUAGUUUAAAGGGUUUACAUUUACAUUACAAUUUAUCUUUAGUGCCAUCAUCUUCCCUAGUAUAAAAUUAUACAGUUCUUCCGGACCCUUGUGCCCAAGCCUGUUAUCCUGAAUUCAGCUUUGAGGUAAUAUUACAACUUUUAGGGCAAAUAAGGCACUAUUCUCAAAAUGAUUAAAAACAUAUUUACACAAUUAAUAAAAAACAAA